AUGUCUGUAUAUAACUCAGCGGGAGUGGGCUGCUCGACGUGUCGCAAGCGCAAGUGUGACCGCAAGUCGCCCGUCUGUGACCACUGUGCGCGUGGCGGACGGACAUGCGUCUAUCCACAUAUAUUCGAUGUAGUUCAUCGAGAUAGAAACCAAGCUACCGAGAGUCAGGCUCGGGCGAAGUGGCGGAGUCGAGUGCAACCGAGAAUUGAGACCACUACGGCAGCAGCUGUGGGUUCACGGAAAAGCGUCUCUGGAGUGGAGCCGGCACAGAGCUCGAAUGCCUCAAGAAGCCGUCAGUUGCAUGUACUCGUACAGCAGCCAGGCCAGGCUGAGCCAAGCGCCGAGCUGGCGUUGGACGCACGAAGAACCAUCCCAACUUUCGAUCUCCAUGCCUCGCCGUCACAGGAUCUGUACGAGGCGGCAUUCAACCGUUUCAAUUACGAUUUUCUAGACUACUCCAAAGAUGCGUAUACCAGGCGAGACACUUUCGACCUGAUCCCACCCCUCUGCCGGUCGUUGCCGCGGAACAGUCUGCUCUCGAUGACCCUCCGAGCGGUAUUUCUGGCCAACUUGGCCGCACGUACGCACAGUCCUCACGUUCUGGCAAUAUCGCAGAAACACUACGUUCAGUCCUUGUCCAUGCUGCGCGCGGUUCUCCAAACGCCUGGAGCCAUACAGAAAGCGGAAACGGUCUUCGCCUCGUAUCUACUCUGGCUGUAUGAAGUCAUGACCAAGUACGAAUCCUACGGCUCGGCAAUGGCCCAUCAUGUAGGCAGCGAGAGUAUCAUGCAGUCCGUGGCCGAACAUGGUUGGGAUAGUCUAACGCGAUUCUCAAGGACUGGGCUGGGUGCCAUGUCCGUGAACUAUGGGCUACUCAGACACAUUGCAUACUUUCAACGCCCGUCUCCGUGGCUGAAGCAGCUUGUGGAGAAUUCCAGAACCGGGGACAAGCGAGCCACGUUGGUACAGCUGUGCUACGAAUGCACGCGUGUUUGUGCGGAUCUGAGGGAGUGUGAAUACUUCAUUCGUUCCAAGGGAUCAUCAUCACUUCCUGAACGUCUGGAUCAAGCGUCUGUGACUGACGCCAAAACCCUCGACGGCCGCUUCCACGCCUGGGAGCUACAGCGAGACAUGGAACACCCCCGUCUCAACGUCGACAUACGCCCCAAAGAACGCAAAGUCGCCUGGGUCCGAGAUCUGUUCUGCGCCGCCGGUGCUCCGAGGCAAAUGUGCAUCUCUAUGCCCGCGGAGGCGUUUCUGGAGUGGAAAAUCUACUGGAUCUUUCGACUCAUCCUCAACUACUGUAUAGUAGAUCUCGACGACGCGUUGGAAUCGUCGGGAAGUGACGCCAACACAGCAUCCGCUGCCGUCGUUCGGGUGAGGUCGAUUCUGACGCCUGUGGAUAUCGACGCCGCUGAGGAGGUGAUAACCACCCUCACGCACGCAAUAUCGGCUGCGAUCCCCUCCGUUCUAGGCGUCUAG
Molecule: messenger RNA, 1482 nt
Organism: Zasmidium cellare ATCC 36951
Lineage: Eukaryota; Fungi; Ascomycota; Dothideomycetes; Mycosphaerellales; Mycosphaerellaceae
Exons: 2
Coding region: 1-1482 (493 amino acids)
Biological process (GO): regulation of DNA-templated transcription
Molecular function (GO): DNA-binding transcription factor activity, RNA polymerase II-specific; zinc ion binding
Source: RefSeq, a predicted model, not a curated record